GGUCACAUUAUAGUCUAUAAACCCUCAAUCUGACUGCACGUAUCUUUUAUGACUGAGGUGCAAUUUCCCGUGUAGUUAAGUCGUGUUUUGGACUUUGCAACAGACUCUCAGAUAUAAAGACAGUAACACACAGUUACAUACAGUAAAAUCUGCUCACUCUCGACUCAGAGAUGGACACCUGGGCUUUUCUCAGCAUUCUGCUUGCGGUCACGCAUUAUGUGUCAGGGCAGAGUACGAUAAGAUGGUGCACUAUUUCUCCUGCGGAGGAGUCCAAAUGUAAAGCAAUGGCCCAGGCCUUCACCAGUGCUUCAAUUCGACCAACAAUACGGUGCGUCCCCGCUUCAUCCAAAGCCGAAUGCGGACAAAAACUAACCAGAAAGGAAGUUGAUGCCUUUUCAGCCAGUGCUAAAGAAAUAUACGACGUUGGCAAGCAAGCCAGCUUCAGAAUUGCAGGUGGAGAAUCUGGAGCAGAUGGGAAGGGAAUAACAUACUACGGUGUUGCUGUGGUUAAAAAGGCAAAUUCAGCCAUUAACAUCAACAAUCUGAAGGGGAAGAAGUCUUGUCACACUGGCAAGGACCGUACAGUUGGCUGGAAUGUCCCUCUGGGUUAUUUGAUUGACAGUGGAAUGAUGUCAGCCAUGGGUUGUAACUUCCCUCAAGGGGUUGCUGACUUCUUUAGCGCCAGCUGUAUCCCAGGAGCUAAAGAUGGUCCUGCGUCCCUGUGUGAGCUGUGUGUGGGAGAUAAAAAUGGACAAUAUAAGUGUGAUGCAACCACUAAUGAGCUGUACUAUGCAUAUAAUGGAGCAUUCAGGUGCUUGGCUGAGGAUGCAGGUGAUGUCGCCUUUGUGAAGCACACGACUGUGAGCGAGAAUACCGAUGGUCAGGGCGAAUCAUGGGCUCAAGGCUUGCACUCUACAGACUAUCAGCUCCUGUGUCGGGACGGCACCCGCAGUCCAGUCACUGAUUAUGAGAAAUGCCAUCUGGCUCGAGUCCCAUCAAGGGGAAUUGUUGUCCACUCUGACAUCAGCUCUUCAGUGGUUUACAACAUGUUGCGUGAGGGACUGCAAAAGUCUGGGUUCUCCAUGUUCUCCUCAUCAGGCUAUGGAGGGACAAACUUGUUGUUCAGCGACUCUUCAACCACAUUUAUCGAAGCAGGAAAUGAAAACUAUAUCGAAUGGUUGGGCCGAUACUAUUACAUACUGAAAGCUAUGGACUGCACACAGUCAGAUGUUCCCGCUAACCUACGCUGGUGUGUCCUGUCUCAUGGAGAACAGCAAAAAUGUGCAGACAUGGCUGUGGCUUUCAAAAGCAAAAACUUGAUUCCUGAUAUUCAGUGUGUCCACGGUGCAUCUGUGGAGGACUGUAUGAAGAAAAUACAAAACAAGCAAGCUGAUGCCAUCACUCUUGAUGGAGGUUACAUCUACACAGCGGGGAAGAGCUUUGGUUUGAUUCCUGCUGUCGGGGAGAGCUACACAGGAGACACUGACGGAAGUAUUUAUUAUGCUGUGGCUGUGCUGAGAAAGAGCAACAGAGACAUCCAGAGAUUCAGUGACCUCAAGAGCAAGCGCUCCUGUCACACAGGUUAUGGAAGAACUGCAGGCUGGAACAUUCCCGUAGGUGUGCUAAUAGAAAAAGGCCUCAUCACACCACAGCGAUGCCAAGUGGCCCAAGCUACUGGGGAGUUCUUUAAAUCAGCCUGUGUACCUGGAGCCAAUCAGAAAGGUUUCCCCAGUAACCUGUGCGAACAGUGCAUUGGAGACGCCAGUGGUCAGAACAAGUGUGAAAAAGGCAAGGACCUAUAUGACGGUUAUGAUGGAGCCUUCAGGUGCCUUGUUGAAGAUCGUGGUGAUGUGGCCUUUAUCAAACAUUCCACUGUAUUCCAGAACACAGAUGGAAACAAUACAGAUUCUUGGGCGGUUAACCUGAAAUCCCAGGAUUUUCAGCUGCUUUGUUCUCAAGAGUCUCGUGCUGAAGUCACUCAGUUCACUAAGUGCAACUUGGCCCGUGUCCCUUCCCAUGCUGUUAUGAUAAGACCUGAUACCAACCACCACAUCAUCUUUGGCCUCCUGGACAAAGCCCAGCAUUUCUUUGGAGUUAAUUCCGCCUCAAGCUUCAAGAUGUUUGACUCCAAAUCCUAUGAUGGAUCUGACCUGAUUUUCAAGGACUCAACUCUCACUUUAAUUGGUGUUGGAGAGAAAAGGACUUACGAGGAGUGGCUUGGCCAGGGCUACCUGGAUGCCGUAAUAGCUAUGGAGUGUUCAGCUUCAACAGCAGUGUUUUCCUCAUCCUUACUAUUGCUGAUGUCCAUUGUGAGCUCCGUCGUCUCUCUGGCUUUGUAGCAGGUGUGCCAGCCACAGCAGGGGACUCUCAUCUUCAUACCCAUGCUGAUAUAUUUCAAUUUUUAAGGUGAUUCAAGCUCAAAUCAAACCGCUAAAUCUAAAGCUACAAUAUGUUUAAGCAAUGACAGCGCCUUUUAUCUGUGAUUGUAAAGGUUCAUAGUACACACCUAGUACAGUUGAUAAGAUUUAUAAGUAGGUCUAGGAAAAUUUCGAGGACCGUCUUAAAUUAGGAACUGCAAAGAGUCGGCUCAAAUCUUUCUUUAUACCAAGUUUAAACCAAAGCUGGUUUGUUAUUGUAUUAUUUCUACUAUAAUAACUGCUGAGGGCAAUUGCCAUAUCAGUGCAUAUGCUUUGCCUGUUACAUAUUUAUUGCACAAUGUUUAUUGCAGCUUUUAAAACCGACAUUUUAUUAUGUUAUGAACUACUUGAAGGCACAUGCCAUAUCAGGGAAUAUGCUGUGUCUAGUAUUUUCCUCUUUGCGGAUUUUUUUAACUACUAUCGUAGCGUUGAAUGCAGCAUGCACUGGAGUUGUACUACUGAAAGGUUCUUUUCCUCUCAUAUUCUAAGAGAUCUUGCUUGCUUAAAUCAACAACAUACUGUGCUCAUGCAUUUAAAAACCAAAAUAUUUUUGACAAAUCUAAUAAGUAGUCAUUGAGAUGAAAUAAGCUUUUGAAUUGUGAUAAACUAAGCAAUGACUUCAUAUCAGGGGGAGGAAUAUCAGUCCAGUGCUUUUGGAGUCUGUUAUGUUUCUGAAUUUAGUUAGCAUUGUUGCAGUGCAAGUGUGAAAUACAAGGCGACAAUGUAAUAGAAGCUUGUUAUAAAUUCCAUAAAUGAUACAUGUGAGUGAGGUGAAACUACACUAUGAGAUAAAUAAUCAUAAGAACCAUAUGAGUGUUUUUUCAAAAUUAUAUCAUAGCGCAUUACCAAGACUCUUGGAGCUCCAGCUGAUGAUUUACACAUUAUUUAAUACAGUAUCACUUGCUUUCUUGCUUUAUAUGUAUGUUUAAGAGAUUUAUUUUUAUCUGUUCAGAUACCAUAUCAGUGUAUAUGUGCUGACACAUGAAUGUCCUACAUUAAUACCUGCCUUGUCUUGCGAUUUCUUCAUGAAAUGAUUGAGAUAUAACUAAUAUUUAGUUGCCAGGCCAGUGUGUCUGCGUCUGAAGUAUUACAGCAUAUUGUCACUUAUUUUCAAUAAACAAGCAUCUUAAAAUUUG
Messenger RNA from Labeo rohita (rohu), 3553 nucleotides. It is a transcript of the gene meltf, whose product is annotated as melanotransferrin. Gene Ontology annotation, biological process: iron ion transport. The record is from RefSeq and is a predicted model, not a curated record. Gene Ontology annotation, cellular component: extracellular region; plasma membrane; early endosome. Bases 171 to 2339 code for a protein of 722 amino acids. Lineage: Eukaryota; Metazoa; Chordata; Actinopteri; Cypriniformes; Cyprinidae. The transcript is spliced from 16 exons.